AUGUCCAAGGCACGCGCUGCCGCCGGAGGCGCAGACCAAAUCGUCAAGCUUCUCGUCGGAGCGGGCCAAGCGAGCCCCAGUCCUCCUGUCGGUCCAGCACUGGGAAGCAAAGGUGUCAAGUCAAUGGAUUUUUGCAAGGAAUUCAACGCAAGGACAGCACAUAUUAUCACGGGCACCCCCACGCCUGUGCGCGUUACUGUCCGACCAGACCGAACCUUUUCUUUCGAUAUCCGGACUCCUCAGACCUCAUGGCUGCUGCUCAACGCCGCCGACGCCCCAGUAGGGCGCAAGGGCAAGAGGAAGGGAACCGGUUUAGCAGGAAAGGAGACUGUAGGCACAGUCAGCCUUAAGCACAUUUACGAGAUCGCCAAAAUCAAGCAGACGGAGACGAGGUUAUCAGGUCAUUCGCUGGAAGGGCUUUGCAAGGCCAUCAUACAUCAGUGCAAGUCUAUUGGCAUAGAGGUUAAGCCUUGA
Messenger RNA from Pyricularia pennisetigena, 474 nucleotides. RefSeq lists its product as uncharacterized. NCBI's taxonomy places the organism in Eukaryota, Fungi, Ascomycota, Sordariomycetes, Magnaporthales, Pyriculariaceae. The coding region runs from base 1 to 474 and encodes 157 amino acids. Gene Ontology annotation, biological process: translation. The transcript has 2 exons. Gene Ontology annotation, molecular function: structural constituent of ribosome; large ribosomal subunit rRNA binding. Gene Ontology annotation, cellular component: ribosome; mitochondrial large ribosomal subunit. The record is from RefSeq and is a predicted model, not a curated record.